This is a messenger RNA of Pongo pygmaeus (Bornean orangutan), 1882 nucleotides long. It is a transcript of the gene MTERF2, whose product is annotated as mitochondrial transcription termination factor 2. The transcript has 4 exons. Gene Ontology annotation, cellular component: mitochondrial matrix. Lineage: Eukaryota; Metazoa; Chordata; Mammalia; Primates; Hominidae. Bases 503 to 1660 code for a protein of 385 amino acids. Gene Ontology annotation, biological process: regulation of DNA-templated transcription; termination of mitochondrial transcription. The record is from RefSeq and is a predicted model, not a curated record. Gene Ontology annotation, molecular function: double-stranded DNA binding.
GCCCUGAUUGGCCAUGGGCGAAGGGACUGGUGGCCUGGUUGGCGCUGCCGAGAACUGUCGGGAGCUUCUUGGGACCGAGGACCGAAACCCCAGCUCCAGGCCUCAGGGGGACUGCGGACUGUGUGGAGGCUGGCCGGAGAGAGAGGGAAGGACGGGGUCUGGCCCCCGGGACUCCCCGUGCCUUGCUUGGAGCUGACGCCGACGGUUUAUUGCAGGGAGCUGACAAGAUCACAUUUUGAGAAGAAGUUGGAAAGAAUCCCAAGUGGAUGAACUCAAUAUCUGGAUGAGGACAAGAUCUGUGGGGAGAGACUGUAAAGUAAGAAGAAGAGAGGUCUAGAACCAAGCCUUGAAGACCUAUAAAGAGUGACGGAAGGCUGCCAACAGGCUAAAUUGACCCAUACUACACACUUUUGUGGCAAGGCUGAGACACUUACAACACUCUCAGAUAGAAUGAGUCCAUUUAAGUCCCAGGACAGUGGAAACUAGCUAGUGGAUUGCAGCCAUGUUGUGGAAGCUGCUGCUGAGAUCCCAGUCCUGCAGGCUGUGUUCUUUCAGAAAGAUGCGAUCACCUCCAAAAUACAGACCUUUCUUAGCAUGCUUCACCUAUACAACUGAUAGACAGUCGAGCAAAGAAAAUACAAGAACAGUGGAAAAGCUCUAUAAAUGUUCAGUUGACAUCAGAAAAAUUCGUAGAUUAAAAGGAUGGGUACUUUUAGAGGAUGAAACCUAUGUUGAAGAAAUUGCGAAUAUUUUACAAGAACUAGGUGCCGAUGAGACUGCUGUAGCCAAUAUUUUGGAACGCUGCCCGGAAGCAAUUGUCUGUCGUCCAACCGCUGUUAACACCCAGAGAAAACUCUGGCAGUUGGUCUGCAAAAAUGAGGAAGAGUUAAUUAAGUUAAUAGAGCAGUUUCCAGAAUCUUUCUUUACUAUUAAAGACCAAGAGAACCAGAAGCUGAAUGUUCAGUUCUUUCAAGAGUUGGGACUAAAAAAUGUGGUCAUUAGCAGACUUCUGACAGCUGCAUCUAAUGUUUUUCAUAAUCCUGUUGAGAAGAAUAAGCAAAUGGUAAGAAUUCUCCAAGAGAGUUAUCUAAAUGUAGGUGGCUCUGAGGCCAACAUGAAAGUUUGGCUACUAAAAUUGUUAAGCCAAAACCCAUUUAUUUUGUUAAAUUCUCCCACAGCUAUAAAGGAAACACUAGAAUUUCUCCAGGAGCAAGGUUUCACAAGCUUUGAAAUUCUCCAGCUUCUGUCCAAACUCAAAGGAUUUCUUUUUCAACUUUGCCCAAGAAGUAUACAGAAUAGUAUUUCAUUCUCUAAAAAUGCUUUUAAAUGCACAGAUCAUGACCUGAAGCAAUUAGUUUUGAAAUGUCCUGCCCUUUUAUAUUAUUCUGUUCCAGUUUUAGAAGAGAGAAUGCAAGGAUUAUUGAGAGAAGGAAUUUCCAUAGCUCAGAUAAGAGAGACGCCAAUGGUUCUUGAAUUAACACCACAGAUAGUACAGUACAGGAUAAGGAAACUGAAUUCCUUAGGCUACAGAAUAAAGGAUGGACAUCUAGCAAAUCUAAAUGGAUCAAAAAAAGAGUUUGAAGCUAAUUUUGGCAAAAUUCAGGCCAAAAAAGUAAGGCCAUUAUUUAACCCUGUGGCACCAUUAAAUGUUGAAGAAUGACAUACUGACUGUUGUUGCUUCUUUCUAGCAGUGCAGGGUGAAACUAACUAGCAAAGACAAAAAUUGAGGCAGUUUGUAGACACCAGUAAUUUUAAGAACCUGCUUAGCUUCUGGGUUGUAUUUAAGUUAUCUCUAAAUAGAUAAAUUCUGACUCAUUUGCCAUAUUAUAAAAUAUAAAUCAUAUUUAUUUUAAUAAAUAAAGUUGGUAACUUUUACCUUAAA